AUGCGGUUAUUGAAAUUUGAUGAGGCGAUAUCAAAUGAGACUGAUGGUGGUAAAAUCUGGGUGUUUUGGAAAAAUGAAUUGGAUGUGCAGGUGGUUCGCAUGAGUUCGCAGUUUGUGUCAUUAUGCAUUACCGAAGGAAGUAAUCAUUUCAUGGGUAAUUUUAUUUAUGCAAAGUGUAAUAGGCUUGAACGACAACUGCUUUGGGAGGAGUUGAAUUCGGAUAGAAUGGGUGGGGAGCCGUGUUUCUUUGAUGGGGAUUUCAAUGUAAUUCGGUCGGAUAUUGAGAGGUGUGGUGGGCGUCCGAGGAAUAGAGUUGCAAUUGAUGAGUUUAAUAAAUGGAUUCAUCAGGGUGGGUUGUUGGAAAUGAAUUCACAAGGUAGUAAGUUUACAUGGUGUAAUGGUCAGCAAGGUUUAUCUAGAGCUUGGGCAAAGCUGGAUAGAGUUUUACUUGAUGCAAAUUUUCUAUCUCUUUUUCCGACUGCUCAUUGUUUGUAUCUUCCUAGGACUAUAUCGGACCAUUGUCCUAUGGUUAUAGAAUUUUUAAGUGAUCCUUUCUCUUAUGGUCCACCUCCAUUUCGUUUUCAGCAAAUGUGGGUUGAGCAUCCGGAUUUUAUGACUCUUGUUCAAAAGGUUUGGUAUGAAUCGGUUAUUGGUUCGGGGCUGUUUAAAUUAGCCACUAAACUUAAAAAACUUAAGGUGGCGUUGCGUGUAUGGAACAAGAGUGUAUUUGGGAGAACUAAUACUCAGAUUGCUAUUCUUGAAGAUAAGAUUGAGAAUCUGGAAAAUUUGUUGCAGAGAGGUUGGGAUGAUGAUAUUGAAAGGGAAUUAGUAAGGACUUCUAAUGAGUUGUCUUCUUGGAGGAUUAGGGAGGAUAUUAGAUUGGCACAAAUGGCUAAAAUUAAGUGGAGAAUGGGUGGUGAUAGGAAUACAAAAUUUUUUCAUGUGUGGUUAUCUAAUAAAAAGCAUAGGAAAAUUCAUCAGUUAAGAACCUCGAAUGGGUUGGAGUUUAAUUCUCCGAAAGCAAUUCAUCUUGGAGCUGUUGAUUAUUUUUCUGAUUUUCUUCAAAGAUCUAAUCCGGUUAGGGAGGUGCCUGAUUUAUCUAGUUUAAUUUCAUCGGUUAUUAAUGAUGAGGAUUGUGUCCGGCUUUGUGGGAUCCCUUCGUUGGUUGAAGUGAAAGAGGCUCUAUCAACUAUUCCUAUUAAUAGUUCUCCGGGUUUCCUUUCCAAAAUGAUUUCUCUUGAACAAGGUGCGUUUAUACCUGGGCGAAGUAUUUUUGAUAAUAUCAGUCUUACCUAG
Messenger RNA from Juglans regia (Persian walnut), 1296 nucleotides. RefSeq lists its product as uncharacterized. Lineage: Eukaryota; Viridiplantae; Streptophyta; Magnoliopsida; Fagales; Juglandaceae. The record is from RefSeq and is a predicted model, not a curated record. The coding region runs from base 1 to 1296 and encodes 431 amino acids. The transcript has 2 exons.